This is a messenger RNA of Colletotrichum navitas, 314 nucleotides long. RefSeq lists its product as uncharacterized. The transcript has a single exon. The annotation marks the transcript as partial. Lineage: Eukaryota; Fungi; Ascomycota; Sordariomycetes; Glomerellales; Glomerellaceae. The record is from RefSeq and is a predicted model, not a curated record.
GAUGCUAACCGAGCAAGCUCUGUACUUGUUCUGUGAACAGCGCUACAUGAUUGAGAGAUGUGGUGCUGCCACCAGACUCCAAGAAGAAACGUGGCGACCCACUUCCGUGGGAGCGGAUGGUAAAAGCCUACCGAUGACAUUACCAUCUCUGUCAGAAUUCCAGCCGGGUCACCUCACUACCUCUGGCGGAGGUGAUAUCGGACGGUCUCUUCAAGCAGCUCUUCUCCAUGGUGCCCAUCGCGAAGAAAAUGGCCAUCGUGCGCCUUGAUUCUGGCGUCCGGCCUACCUAUUAGGUUCGGGUGUGUGUGUGUGUG